GAGAGCGAGCACCAGUGAGAGAGAAAGAGAGAGAGGCUGAAAACUGCCACAGAACUGGAUCAGAUAGCAAAGAUAGAGAGAGAGAGCAAGCACGAAGAGAGAAGAAGUGGAAGCUAUCUUUUUAGUUUUAGAGACUUUUUUUUUUUUUUUUUGGCAGAUUUCUGCUCGCUGCGGCAAAACACGCAGACAUACAGGAUCAAAGAGGACGGAUCCCAGUGGUUGAGGAUACCAUGUGGUUUUCAUGCCAGGAAAUUAUCACCUAGUUCCCUCUUCUAAAGCAGAGGUUCUGGGGUGUCGAUUGCUUUUUGGAGUGUGACCUUUUCCCAUUUUUAAUUUCUAUUUUCUUUCAUAAAAAAAGAAAAAAGAAAACGGGUGAGAGUGAUUGUGAUUCAGAAGUUUUCUUACUGAGAAAAUUAAAUAUUGAUGGAGAUGAAGAAGCUCAAAGGGGUUUUGCAUCUCUGGCUCAAAUGGAUGGAAUGGUUUUACCCGUGAGAGUCUGAAAAGACCCAGCCGAACCUUAAGCGAGGAAAUGCUGCAGUUCGGCUAGCCGGAAGAAGAGAGAAAGAGGAUACUGCACCUACAGAGGGUGAACCAGGGGGAACUCGCAAGGGUGCAGGCCUGGCGCCCAUCACGGGGGCAUCAGUGCACCAGUGCCCCCGGAUACAGCUUUUACCACUGUUGCCACGGUGAAUGGUUUUGCUGGCACACAGUAAACAACUGCUUGACUUGCUGUCUCUCCAUUGCCCGAGAUCCUGGAAGGUAUGAGUGUGGGCAGGAUCAAGCGCUACAGCAUCGUGUCCUCGGAGGAAGAAGCCUUGCGUCUCACCACCAUGCCCGGGGUGAACGGCUUCGGAAACGGAAAGAUCCACACCCGCCGGAAGUGCCGCAACCGCUUCGUGAAGAAGAACGGCCAGUGCAACGUCCAGUUCGCCAACAUGGAUGACAAGUCACAGCGGUACAUGGCCGACAUCUUCACCACCUGUGUGGAUAUCCGCUGGCGGUACAUGCUCAUCAUCUUCUGCCUGGUCUUUGUGGUGUCCUGGCUGGCCUUCGGGCUGGCCUUCUGGGUCAUUGCGUUGGUCCACGGCGACCUGGACAACCCAGCUGGGGAUGAGAACUUCACGCCCUGCGUACUGCAGGUCAAUGGAUUCAUUGCUGCUUUCCUCUUCUCCAUCGAGACGCAGACCACCAUUGGUUACGGUUUCCGCUGCGUCACAGAGGAAUGUCCGGUGGCCGUUUUCCUGGUGGUCUUUCAGUCCAUUGUGGGGUGUAUAAUUGACUCUUUCAUGAUUGGCGCUAUAAUGGCAAAAAUGGCACGGCCCAAGAAAAGGGCCCAGACGCUGCUGUUUAGCCACAAUGCGGUAAUCGCCAUGAGGGAUGGCAAACUCUGCCUUAUGUGGCGGGUGGGGAACCUCAGAAAGAGCCAUAUUGUGGAGGCCCAUGUCAGGGCUCAGCUGAUCAAGCCUCGGAUCACAGAGGAAGGGGAGUACAUACCUCUAGACCAAAUAGACAUUAAUGUGGGCUUUGAUAAAGGCUUGGACCGAAUCUUCCUGGUUUCACCCAUCACGAUCCUCCAUGAGAUCGACGAGGAGAGCCCCCUGUUUGGCAUCAGCAAACAGGACCUUGAGACGGCUGAUUUUGAGAUAGUGGUUAUACUUGAAGGGAUGGUGGAGGCCACUGCCAUGACCACGCAGGCACGCAGCUCAUACCUGGCCACAGAGGUUCUGUGGGGCCACAGGUUUGAGCCUGUCCUCUUUGAGGAGAAGAACCAGUACAAAGUAGACUACUCUCACUUUCACAAAACCUACGAGGUGCCGUCGACUCCUCGGUGCAGUGCCAAGGACAUGGUGGAGAACAAGUUUCUGGUUCCCAGCACCAAUUCCUUCUGCUACGAGAACGAGCUUGCUUUCAUGAGCAGGGAUGAGGACGAGGAUGAGGACAGCGAAAGGGUCCUGGAUGACCUCAGCCCGGACGGCAACAGCCGACACGAAUUUGAGAGACUACAGGCUACCAUAGGACUGGAUCAACGGUCAUACCGGAGGGAAUCCGAGAUAUGACCCACCCUGCCCCCUGUCAUCAGCUUUUGAAUAUAUUAUUUUUUCUCUUUCUUUUCUUGAAUAAAUGCAGAACAAUGCAAGUGCCAUAGGAAUUCCUAACUACUGUCAUAGCAGUGAAAAGUCAAGAGACAACAGCUGGUGGAGAUAAAGGGGGGAAUCAUGAAUAAAGGCAGAGGCAAACACAUUUUGAAAA
This is a messenger RNA of Anguilla anguilla (European eel), 2250 nucleotides long. It is a transcript of the gene kcnj12a, whose product is annotated as potassium inwardly rectifying channel subfamily J member 12a. NCBI's taxonomy places the organism in Eukaryota, Metazoa, Chordata, Actinopteri, Anguilliformes, Anguillidae. Gene Ontology annotation, molecular function: inward rectifier potassium channel activity. The transcript is spliced from 2 exons. Bases 762 to 2057 code for a protein of 431 amino acids. Gene Ontology annotation, biological process: potassium ion import across plasma membrane; regulation of monoatomic ion transmembrane transport. Gene Ontology annotation, cellular component: plasma membrane. The record is from RefSeq and is a predicted model, not a curated record.